AUGGUCACAGGUCACGGAGGGCCUGUAGCAGAUAAAGCUAUGGUCUUUUUGUGUGUGUGUUUUAUUUCCCCACGCCGUGCGAUGCCUUUGCACUUCAUACACGCAUGCGCACGAACAACUUUAAUGCGCACCAGAGUCAUUGUUGGAGCAUUAAUGUUUUUUUUUUCUCUGUGUGUACGAGUGGGGGGAGAGGACGGCCUUUUAACAUUUGCCUUUUUUAUUUCACCCCCCUUUUUUUUUUUUUUGGUAUUGGUGAGAGUGCCGCGAUAUCUGUUUACGUUGUCACUUCAGCUUCUACCGAACCUGUUUCAACGAGAACAUGUGAAGUACGACGGCAAUGCGCUAUGGCUUUCUUUAACCUUUUUUUUUUAG
Messenger RNA from Trypanosoma cruzi, 372 nucleotides. RefSeq lists its product as uncharacterized. The transcript has a single exon. NCBI's taxonomy places the organism in Eukaryota, Euglenozoa, Kinetoplastea, Trypanosomatida, Trypanosomatidae. The coding region runs from base 1 to 372 and encodes 123 amino acids. The record is from RefSeq and is a predicted model, not a curated record.